CAUCGAUUCCUCCUUGCCUAACCUGUACGCCUCCUCCUGUUCCUUAUUAGUACCUACAAUGUUUCUCUGUUGCGAUCUCCUAUGCAUAAAUCAUUACCUCUUUUCUUCUCCUUUAAUACUAAUACAUUAUACUGUCUUUUUAGGGUUUCCUUUGCGUUUCUUUUUAGCAACAAUCAUUCAAAAACCCAUCACUUACAAAAUAUCACUCUUAACUGUUCCAUUCAACUCAUGAGAAUCAUCACUCUAUUGAUUUUCCAAAUAAGCCAUGUCUAAUACUAAUAAACAAAUCUCAAAUCAUGGGCUGGUUUUUGUUAAGCUCCUUUUCUUUCUCUAUACGGCACCGUUUAUAUCAGCCCAGCAAGAAACACCGUUACCUUCUGACCCUGGAACCCCUCCGAUACAAAGUUUUAACCCUUCACUUGCAAUAUUAAUGGUGAUCAUCGUAAGUGCUUUCUUCUUAUUGGGCUUUUUCUCCGUUUACAUUCGCCAGUGUGCUGACCGGAGAUAUCGUCAUGGAGGUAACUUCAACCCUUCUGGCUCCCCUCUCGGCGGCGGAGGACGGUGGUCGAGGAGAGGGCAGCAAGGUCUUGACGCUCAGGUUAUUGACACGUUUCCUACAUUUCUUUAUUCUAUAGUCAAAGGUCAUAAACUCGGCAAGGACUCGCUAGAAUGUGCGGUGUGUUUAAACGAGUUUGAAGAUGAUCAAACGCUGCGUUUAAUCCCCAAGUGCUGCCAUGUUUUUCAUCCUGAUUGUAUCGAUGCAUGGCUCGCUUCUCAUACUACUUGUCCUGUUUGCCGCGCCAAUUUGGUUCCCAAGCCAGGUGAUUUGGCUUUUGAUUCGGUUAGUUUCUUUGAACCGAAUAACAAUAACAACCCGAUUGAACAAGACCAACUCCCACGGUCUAAUAACGAGAUACAAACCGAUGUUCUAAUUCAUGUUUGUGAUGAUGAUCCCCAUCAACAAUCUCCAGAAGUGAUUAUCUUAAACACAGGCAACCAGAAUAGGCCACCUCGAUCAUGGUCAACUGGGUGGCGAUUCGGUAGGUUAUUUCCAAGAUCACACUCGACCGGGCAUUCAUUGGUUCAACCGGGUGAAAAUUUGAACCGGUUUACUUUAAGAUUACCUGAAGAUAUACGGAGCCAGUUGAUGAAUACCCAUUUGAACCGUACAAAGAGCUGCGUGGCAUUUCCUAGAGCUUCAAGUACAAAGAAAGGAUACAGAAGUAGGAGUGGAGGCAGUUGGCGCAGUAAAAACUUUUUUUACCAUGAACGGGAAGCUCGACCGGACCGUUCUGGUUUAACAUUGACUCCGCCAUUUAUUUCUAGAACCGGUUCGGUCCAGUCUUCGAAGGGAGUAGGUGGUAGUGAUGAGGUGAAUGCUACUCCACCAAAGAAUUUCUUUAAGUCCGCAAAAUCUCCGUUUGAUCAGUUUUUUGUUGGACUGGAAAAAAACAGCAGUAAAAAAGACAUUGGUGAAAGGUCCUCUGAUUGGCUAAGGGCUGAUGACGUGUCAUCUGAUAGUAGAAUUUAGACUUUUAGAGGGCAUCUAUGGAUGGGUUUCACCAAAUUAAGAAUUUGUUGUACAUAAUUUCAUCUGUAAUUGAUUGAUUGUAUUUUCUUUGAAAUCUGAAAUCUAUAUUUUAUAUUUUUUUGAA
This is a messenger RNA of Mercurialis annua (annual mercury), 1655 nucleotides long. Its product is annotated as RING-H2 finger protein ATL11-like. The record is from RefSeq and is a predicted model, not a curated record. The transcript has a single exon. Bases 266 to 1531 code for a protein of 421 amino acids. NCBI's taxonomy places the organism in Eukaryota, Viridiplantae, Streptophyta, Magnoliopsida, Malpighiales, Euphorbiaceae.